ACCACUUCAUCAUCAUUAGCAAAACUAAAUUGCAUUUUACUACCACUUUCAUGGAGACCUCUUUCUUACUCCCUUUUUCACUCAUGCUUUUAAUUACUUUAAACAUCUUCUUCACCCUCACCUCAUCUUCAUCACCAACCGAUAAAGAUGCUCUUCUUGCUUUCAAAAAAGCCAUCACAGUCGACACGAAUGGCGUGUUGAGCAACAACUGGCUCACCAACACUUCCAUCUGUGAUUGGGUCGGUGUCUCAUGUGGCAUCAAACACCACAGGGUCACGGCCCUCAACCUCUCCAACUUCGCCCUCUAUGGAAGCCUCUCCCCACAUCUCGGAAAUCUAACGUUUCUUCUGUCCUUAGACGUCAGCUCCAACUAUUUCACAGGCGUCUUACCUGCUGAGCUGUCUAAACUACGCCGUUUGAAGCAAGUAAAUGUGACAUACAACAACUUCAGUGGAGAAAUACCAAGAGGUAUCCUUACAAACAUGUCUGUAUUGGAAUAUAUUGAUCUGAGGUUUAACAGCCUUUCAGGCGCGUUGCCAAGUGAUAUAUGUAAUAAUACUCCGAAACUGAAGCAAUUAUUGCUUAAAAUGAAUCAAAUCUAUGGAAAAAUUCCAAGGAAUAUACAUAAGUGCAGCAAGCUGGAGGAGUUGAGGUUGUCAAUGAAUAUGUUCAGUGGAAACAUUCCAACCGAAGUUGGGAAUCUUAGUAUGCUUACAACUUUAUCGCUAUGUUCUAACGAUCUCCUGGGAAAUAUUCCAUCUUCUAUUUUCAACAUUUCACGGUUGGAACUCAUAGCCCUCAUUGGCAAUAAAUUGUCUGGAAGAAUACCCACUAAUUUGGACAAUUUACUCAACCUCCAAGAGUUGAGUCUUGCCGGGAACAAAUUAACAGGUUCCAUACCGAAGCAAGUUGGUAACCUCACUUCGUUAAAAAUACUAGAUCUGGGUAGCAAUAAGUUGACAGGUGAAAUUCCAAACUCUAUCACCAAUGCCUCUCAGCUUUUUGCUAUAGAUAUGCAGAAUAACUCAUUCACUGGUCCAAUCCCCGACUUCUGUAAAUUAAGCCUGCUGGAAUUCCUUAACCUCAUGGAAAAUAAUCUGACCGAAGCAGAAUCGCCAUUUCUCUCGUCUUUAACAAACUGUCGAAAUUUGAUGAUCUUGGGUAUUAGUAACAAUCCAAUGAUGAAGAGUAUCUUUCCAGCUUCCAUGGGGAACUUAUCUGCUUCUCUUAUCAUCUUUUUAGCAUCUAACUGCAGCAUCAGGGGCUUUAUUCCUCCUGAGAUUGUAAAUCGGAGGAAUUUGCUGGCUUUGGAUUUAUCCGACAAUCAACUCACAGGAUUCAUCCCAACUACAUUUCCUAUGGGUUGUAAGCUUAAGUUACUCGACUUGAAUGGUAAUAAGUUGGAAGGAGUGCUACCCAAAUCCCUCUCCAAUUGUCGAAGUCUGCAUCUUCUUCAUAUUGGAAACAACAGAAUACAAGACACCUUUCCAGUUUGGACGGAAUAUCUCACUGAUCUUCGCGUCCUCAUAUUGAGAUCCAACAACUUCAGCGGUACCAUUUCUUCUCUCACUUCCAAGGCUAGGCUUCCAUUCCCUAACCUGCAAGUUUUUGAUGUAUCCCAUAAUGCAUUCAUUGGCAAUCUGCCCCAUGAAUAUCUGAGCAAUUUCAAAGCGAUGAUGGAUGUACAGGAGAAUCAUCGAGGAUCAUUUUAUAGUAAUUCAUUCACACUAAUAGUGAAAGGUUUAUAUCAAAUAUUUCUGAGAUUAACAAACAGCCCAACAAUCGACAUGUCAUCCAACAAAUUUUCAGGCAGUAUCCCAAACUCCAUUGGAAAUUUGAGGAAUUUGCAGGUCUUGGAUCUAUCCAACAAUCAACUCGCAGGAUUCAUCCCAACUACAUUUCCAAAGGGUUGUAGUCUUCAGUCAAUCGACUUGAAUGGUAAUAAGUUGGAAGGAGCAUUACCCGAAUCCCUUUCCAAUUGUCGAAGUCUGGAGGUUCUUGAUAUUGGGAACAACAAAAUGCAAGGCACCUUUCCAGUUUGGACCGGAAAUCUCUCUGGUCUUCGCGUCCUCAUAUUGAGAUCCAACAACUUUAGUGGUACCAUUCCUUCUCUCACUUCCAAUACUUCUCUUCCAUUCCCCAAGUUGCAAGUUUUCGAUAUAUCCUAUAAUGCAUUCAUUGGCAAUCUGCCCCAUGAGUAUUUGAUGAAUUUUAAAGCGAUGAUGGAUGCACGGAAGAAUAGUCAAGGAGAACUAUGUCGAUGUUCAUUUUAUACAGAUUCAUUCACAUUAAUAGUGAAAGGUUUGGAUCUAGAAUACAAGAGAAUUUUGACAACCUUCACUACAAUCGACAUGUCAUCCAACAGAUUCUCGGGCAGUAUCCCAAACUCCAUUGGAAAUCUGAAAUCCUUGAUAUAUUUGAAUCUGUCUCACAAUUGCCUCACACGAGGUAUACCUGCAUCUCUUGAAAAUGUUGCGGAACUCGAGUCGCUGGACCUGUCUUCAAACCGAUUGGAAGGGGAAAUUCCAACAGAGCUAACAAAGCUCACAUAUCUUUCUGUGAUGAACCUUUCUAUGAAUAAUCUUUCAGGGAAGAUACCUCAAUCCAGUGGCCAGUUUUCCACAUUCGAAAAUACAUCAUAUGUUGGGAAUUCUGAACUAUGCGGAUUUCCUUUAUCACGAAAAUGUGAAGAGCCUUCGCCUCCAGUGAUGCUGCAAGAAGAAGAAGAUGAUGAUGAUGAUGAUGAUGAUUAUGGUAUUCUAGAUGGAUUCUGUUGGCAGGCCAUUGUUUCAGGGUAUGGAUGUGGAUUCGUAAUAGGUGGGAUUGUGGGUGGUCUGGUUCUUGGGUAUGGAAGGCCUAAAUGGUUGUUGGAAUGGAUCUACAGAUUUUACAAGAUAGAGAAGAGAAGCCGUAGAAGAAAUGUGGCACCACAAAGGAGAAGAAGAAGAUAAGAAGGUUGAGCUUCAAUGUACAUUUACUGUAUUGUUGUUUUCUAAUAUUUAUUUGCAUGUUAUGUUGAACUUACUAAGUGAUGUUGUAAAUUUAUGAUGAAAUCACACCCUUAGCCCUUA
This is a messenger RNA of Salvia splendens (bonfire salvia), 3071 nucleotides long. RefSeq names its product receptor-like protein 52. The coding region runs from base 51 to 2951 and encodes 966 amino acids. The record is from RefSeq and is a predicted model, not a curated record. The transcript is spliced from 4 exons. Lineage: Eukaryota; Viridiplantae; Streptophyta; Magnoliopsida; Lamiales; Lamiaceae. Gene Ontology annotation, molecular function: protein binding.